This is a messenger RNA of Geodia barretti, 660 nucleotides long. The record is from the annotation of a GenBank genome assembly. NCBI's taxonomy places the organism in Eukaryota, Metazoa, Porifera, Demospongiae, Tetractinellida, Geodiidae.
AUGGAGCUGAACGGCACCGUGUCCAUAGUUACGGGCGGCAACGGCGGGCUCGGCCAGCGGAUAUGCGUCGCGCUGGCGGAGGAGGGCAGCAAGUGCGACGUGUCCGACCCGGCGCAGGUCGAGAGCCUCGUCUCGAACGUGGAGGCCCGGCUGGGCGGCCCCGACAUCCUCGUCAACGACGCGGCCUACAACAAGAUGAUCCAGUUCGACGACCUGGACGGCCUAACCUACGAGGAGUGGUGCAAGAUACUGGACAUCAACCUGACCGGCCCGAUGCUGACGACGAAGGCGGUCGCGCCCGGGAUGCGGAAGCGCGGGCGGGGCCGGAUCGUCAACAUCUCAUCCAUCGCGGGGUUCGCUCCCUCCGGGUCGUCCAUCGCCUACGCGGUAUCGAAGGCCGGGCUGAACCACCUGACGCGGUGCAUGGCGGUCGGGCUGGCGCCCGAGAUCCUGGUGAACUGCAUCGCGCCCGGGCAACUGGAGGGCACGAGGGCCACGGCCAAUCUGGACCCGGCGUUCAGCAGGCAGGCCCAGCUGGGGGCGCUCCUGAAGCGCUCGGCGAGCAAGGACGACAUCGCCGACCAGGUGGUGGCCUUCUGCCGGACGGACAGCACGACCGGCCAGAACCUGGUGAUAGACGCCGGGCGGUUCUUCCACUAG